Talaromyces marneffei is the source of this 909-nucleotide messenger RNA. RefSeq lists its product as uncharacterized. The record is from RefSeq and is a predicted model, not a curated record. Bases 1 to 909 code for a protein of 302 amino acids. Lineage: Eukaryota; Fungi; Ascomycota; Eurotiomycetes; Eurotiales; Trichocomaceae. The transcript has a single exon.
AUGCCAAACGCAUCUCGCAAACACAGGAAGAAAUUCGUCCAUUCUCGGAGAAUUGAAGUUACGGAUGAAGAUGGCUGGACACAUGUGUCAAACACUCACACUUUACCCUCGGCAUCAAGAUCGACAAGAAGAACAAUGACAGAUGGCGCAGCCGAUGAUGACGACAUCCUCGCCGAUAAUAAUAAGUCUACGACAACAAGACAAUUAUUAGCACCAUCGGAACCACCCGCAAAACUAACCCUCACCGAACUCCGGAAACAAUUCAACACCCAUCUCGAAACAUGGGAGUCAUCGCCGACAUGGCAUCAACUCAAAGACGCAUUAUCAAAAGAUAUUCUUCCGAGUCAGAGUGCGCAUGCAAUUGAGAACGUGGUCUGCAUCGGUCUCGGGUCACCCAGCGGUUUUGUGCAAGGUGGAUGGGUCGAUCGGAGGAGUGUGGCGAUGUAUCAGCUCGCUGCAUUGACGACCAUGAUCGACUGUAUUAAACAGUAUCAUGCUACUUCUACGCAGAAGGACUCUACAGAAAUGAAGAUAAUUGCCCAAGACCCAGUCUUCAAUACCCUCGACAUCCAAAUCCUCUCUUCUCUCGGCAUCGCAGCCGUGGAUUCGCCGGAGGGCUUCAAUGCUGUUUCCGAAAAGACAUUCCUGUUUGCGCCUGGCGCUGAAAGGAGACAUCUAGGGCUGAUGUUACCGUCAAAUCCAGUGAUGGUGUUUGGUGGUCCGCUGGAGGAGGGACCUUCGUUGACAGCUCGCAGUUUAGAUGACGGCAAUGAUGAUACUAAUGAAAAGGAUGAUUUGAAAUAUCUAAGCGAGUAUGUGGCUUAUACACGGUCUGUCAAGACAUUGGAGUUCGAGGCGAGGCCGGAGGCGUUUUGGAGGAUGAGGGUUUAUUGGCGCGAAGACCAGUGA